Antrostomus carolinensis (chuck-will's-widow) is the source of this 1440-nucleotide messenger RNA. RefSeq lists its product as uncharacterized. Gene Ontology annotation, biological process: Rac protein signal transduction. The transcript has 6 exons. Lineage: Eukaryota; Metazoa; Chordata; Aves; Caprimulgiformes; Caprimulgidae. The annotation marks the transcript as partial. Gene Ontology annotation, molecular function: CCR4-NOT complex binding. The record is from RefSeq and is a predicted model, not a curated record.
AGCAAAUCUGCUGCCUUUCUCACUGCUGAUACAGAUUAUACAGACGCUUGCCUUUUUGAAAUGCCUUUUGUGAAACUGAUGUACACAGUCCUCCACUGUUACUGUACAUAACUGUAUAUUUGAGGAAGGAAUUUGACAAGUGAUUGUUAAUUCAAGAAAUCUUUGGACAAGCACUCACUUAUGUAUUGCUGUAGUGCACAAGAAAGCAAAAUGGACUAUAAGCGGCGCUUUUUGCUUGGCGGGUCCAAGCAAAAAGUGCAGCAACACCAGCAGUAUCAAAUGCCUGAGCUAGGCAGGACCCUGAGCGCACCGCUGGCAUCUACAACCCCAGCAUCCCCUUUGGUCUCCUCAGCUGCUGCGGGCGGCUGCAACCACCCUGUGUCCCAUACUACUCCGAUCGCAGACAUCCAGCAGGGAAUCUCCAAAUACCUGGAUGCACUCAACGUGUUUUGCCGUACAAGCACUUUCCUUACAGACCUUUUCAGCAGUGUAUUUAGGAACUCGCACUAUUCUAAGGCAGCUAUGCAACUGAAAGACGUGCAGGAACAUGUCAUGGAAGCAGCGAGUCGACUCACAGCAGCAAUAAAACCAGAAAUAGCAAAAAUGCUGAUGGAACUGAGUGCAGGAGCUGCAAACUUUAAAGAUCAAAAAGAGUUCAGCCUACAAGACAUUGAGGUGCUUGGACGAUGUUUCUUGACAGUGAUGCAGGUCCACUUUCAGUUCCUGUCACAAGCUUUGCAGAAGGUCCAGCCAGUGGCACACUCUUGCUUUGCUGAAGCUGUAGCUCAGGAGAGAAAGAACAUUAGUGGGGCUGGAGCCUCAAAUUUAAGCCCCACAACUGAGCUAGAAGAUGCAAUACGAUCAUGGAGAGGAGCAGCAGAGGCCACAUCUCGACUGCGAGAAAGAGGCUGUGAUGGAUGUUUGGCAGGAAUUGAGGUUCAGCAACUUUUCUGCUCACAGAGUGUGGCAAUCCCUGAACAUCAGCUCAAAGAGCUAAACAUGAAAAUUGACAGUGCUUUGCAGGCUUACAAAGUGGCUUUGGAGAGUUUAGGCCACUGUGAAUAUGCAAUGAAGGCUGGCUUCCACUUGAACCCAAAAGCUAUUGAAGCAAGUCUUCAGGGCUGUUGCAGUGAAGCUGAAGCCCAGCAAACAGGAAGGAGACAGACUCCACCUCAGCCAAUUCAGUGUGAACUGCCCACUGUACCUGUUCAGAUAGGAUCACAUUUUCUGAAAGGAAUAUCCUUUAAUGAGUCUGCAGCAGAAAACCUGAAGCUGAAAACGCACACAAUGCUGCAGUUGAUUAAGGAAGCUGGAUGCCAUAAUGGACUUACACCACGGGAUGACUCUCCUGUUACUGAAGUACUAAAUCAAGUUUGCCCUUCCACUUGGCGAGGAGCCUGCAAAACUGCUGUACAAUUGUUAUUUGGCCAAGCUGGGCUG